This is a messenger RNA of Hermetia illucens (black soldier fly), 597 nucleotides long. It is a transcript of the gene ND-B14.5A, whose product is annotated as NADH dehydrogenase [ubiquinone] 1 alpha subcomplex subunit 7. The coding region runs from base 227 to 538 and encodes 103 amino acids. Gene Ontology annotation, biological process: ATP synthesis coupled electron transport; mitochondrial electron transport, NADH to ubiquinone. Lineage: Eukaryota; Metazoa; Arthropoda; Insecta; Diptera; Stratiomyidae. The record is from RefSeq and is a predicted model, not a curated record. Gene Ontology annotation, cellular component: mitochondrial inner membrane. The transcript has 3 exons.
GUUUAGCAAGUUGAAGGUUUGAAGGGAAGAGGUGAACCGCUGUCAGCAAUAUUCCUAUUUGAAAGAAGAAACGAGAGUUUUCCAAGGAAAAUUAAGAAGCUAAUUCCGAACGAUAAAGAAGAAGAACUAAAAACACGUCUGACAGUUGUAGUCCGUAUCAACUAGGAAAGGUAGUGGGUUAGGGGAUUUCGCUCUUUUCACAUUUGAAUUGAAAGUAAUAUUACCAAUGGCUGCUCGACGAGACAUUGCACCUUUCCUGAGUGGUCUUCGGAACUUCCUACUCGGUCGCUCCCACAAUCUCGCCCUCCGCUUCGAGGACGGCUUAGCAAACCGGACCCAGCCCCAGCCAAUCCUGCCUGACGGUCCAUCCCAUGAACUCUCGGCCAACUAUUACUUCAACCGGGAUGCACGCAGGCUUGUCGCGCCGCCCCUAGACGUCACACACCAUAAACUCCUCGAGUCGACCGCAGGCGCUAAGGGCUUGCCAGCCGGAACCGCGAGUCUACCAACUCCAGGAAAAAUUCACAAUUUUGAUUAGAGAUUUGUUUGUUAGUAGAACCGUUGGAGCAUGAAAUAAAGCCGAAAUAACGAAGCCAA